AUGCCUAUUCUGAGUGCUAUUCCAAAAAGAAGAAGAGUUGUGCAAGGUGAUGAAGAAAGGGAAGAAAAUGCUCAAAUUCCUAUUCAAGUUCCUCAAAAUACGUCCCUUCCAGUAAAUUCAAGUCAGCAAAUAGGGGCUGGUAUUCCUCAGGUCGCAAGUGGAAACACCCUACCUGGGAAUCAAAACCCGAGUGGUUAUCCUUUACAUAAUAUACCACUUCAUCAUGCACACAAUGUACCGCUCAAUAGCUCAUCGGUUUCCAAUAACAAUCCGAGUCAACAAAUACAACAAUCAAACCAUCCUCUGAAUAACUCCAAUAUCAAGCAUAAGCAACCAAAAAAGAGAAAGCCUGUACGCUAUCUGAAGUUGCAUGAAAGCACAAAGAAAAUUUUGUCUGCAUUGUCUGAGGCCAAUUCUGGAUUGUCCAUCCUUGACUGGGUCAU
This is a messenger RNA of Gilbertella persicaria, 443 nucleotides long. RefSeq lists its product as uncharacterized. NCBI's taxonomy places the organism in Eukaryota, Fungi, Mucoromycota, Mucoromycetes, Mucorales, Choanephoraceae. The annotation marks the transcript as partial. The transcript has a single exon. The record is from RefSeq and is a predicted model, not a curated record.